This is a messenger RNA of Lontra canadensis (Northern American river otter), 664 nucleotides long. RefSeq names its product translation initiation factor IF-2-like. The transcript is spliced from 3 exons. The record is from RefSeq and is a predicted model, not a curated record. Bases 1 to 636 code for a protein of 211 amino acids. Lineage: Eukaryota; Metazoa; Chordata; Mammalia; Carnivora; Mustelidae.
AUGCGUACAGGGCGUCUUAAGAAACCGAAGAAAGGUUCCGCCAGAGGGUGGGUCAGGGCUCAGGUUUGCAGCUGUGGAGAAGCGCCGGAGGCCGUGCAUCUCCAGGAGGUAGGGAAAGCCUCCGAGAGAGCCUCCAGGCCCCCGCCCCCGGCUCUUCUAGGGACCCGCUCAUCCUGGAACCCGGCGCGGGGCUCCCGGCGCGGGGCCGGGGAGGGGUGUGGCGGCGCAGGGGGUAGGACCCGCAGGCUGCCGGUGGGGGGGGCGGGGGGGCUGAACCCGCCUGGCCGACCUCCGCAAGGAGCUUCAGUGCAGGGGGCGGGGGAGAGUGGAGGGAGGAGGCCUAAAACCUCAGGGUGCAUACGAGGGGAGGACUCGAUUGCAGAGGGAGGGCAGAGCCGCCGAGCAGCUGGGCGCAGGAGUGAGCGAGCGUGCGAGCGGCCCGGGGGAGCGCGGCUGCGGCUCUGCCGCGGGCAGGGAGCCGGCCGGCGCGUCGUACUCCGUAACCAGGGCGGCCCGGCUCCCCGCAGCCCUGCAAGCCGAGCCAGAGCUCCCGGAGCCCGCCGCCGGCCGUGCGCUCGCUUCGCUGCCGGGAACCUGGACGAGCCCGGGAGAGUGAAGGUACCUGAGUUCACUUAACAGAACAGUCUUAAAAGAAGGAAAAGAA